AUGGUUCCUGGCGAUUUUGAAGCGGACGAUAUAAUAUCAUUAAGAAAACUUACAACGGAUCAACUAAUAGAACGGUUACUUUACUUGAAGAGCCUCCAUGAGAAAGAUACCAAGGACUUUGAAGAGUACAAGGCGAGCAGUUUGGAAAUGGAAACAAUAAUGGAACGAGAGAUUGAAGAUGCACAACGAGAAGCCAAAGCGACGGCUGCCAAACUUCAUCAGAUGACAGUUGAAGCAGAACGUGCCCAUAACAAAAACGAGGCGGAAAAGCGAGAGUUCCUCAAAAUUGAAGAGGCUUUACGCCGCGAGGUCAAAACCCUUCGCACUGAACAGGAAGGCAACCGUGCGCGCAUACGUGAAUUGGAGCAAAGGAAUGAUGAUUUGGAGCGGCACGAGAGGAAUAAUCAGCAAGAAGUUGCCGAUCUGGAGCGGAAGGUGAAUGAAAUGACCGAAAGGCUCACUCUUCUGGAAAAUGAGUUAGCUGAAAAGCAAACAACUGCGGAAGAAAUGUAUCGGUUACGGGAGGAAAUGCGUGCGGCCGAACGCCCCCUUCUCAUGGUUGGACCCCUGAGAGCAGAACGCAUAGAUGACACCCCGGAAGAACCGACUCCUAUAGAGCCACAAAAACCUGUUUUGGAAGAUUUGACUCCGUCUGUUGUAUCUUCUGCCGUGAUUACCGAGAAAAGUAAUGGAGUUUCUGUUGUUAAAAUCUCGCCGAAGGAUGCUAACGGGAACGCAGCCUCUGAGAUCUCGUUGACACCUUUAACGGUCUCUGGAUCAGAUGGUAAAGGCUUCGCAAGCUGUGUGAACAGGAUUGUCAAAGAUCUGUUGGUGAAAGUGGAUCGGCUGGAAGGUAUCCUUAACGGCCUACGGGUGCAUUCUGUGAGGCGUUAG
Haemonchus placei is the source of this 894-nucleotide messenger RNA. The record is from the annotation of a GenBank genome assembly. Lineage: Eukaryota; Metazoa; Nematoda; Chromadorea; Rhabditida; Trichostrongylidae.